This is a messenger RNA of Colias croceus (clouded yellow), 514 nucleotides long. RefSeq names its product probable salivary secreted peptide. The record is from RefSeq and is a predicted model, not a curated record. The transcript has a single exon. NCBI's taxonomy places the organism in Eukaryota, Metazoa, Arthropoda, Insecta, Lepidoptera, Pieridae. The coding region runs from base 36 to 392 and encodes 118 amino acids.
UUAGCACUUCAGUGCUAACGAACGAACGAAACAAAAUGCGUUUCUUAUCUCUUAUCACCUUGCUUUGCCUAGCGGCUGCCGCGAGCGCGCAGAGCCACGACUUGGUUCUUGGCCAGGCUACAUACGGUGACGUCAUCAUUUUUAAACAAAAUGAAUACAAAUAUGGAUUCCCCUUCAUGGUAAGAACUAGUAUCAUCGAGUACCCAGAACCAGGGCACAAUAACUUCGCCUACAUCAAAGCGAUUUACAUCAAGGACAAUGAAAGAGACGGUACUGGUGGCUACCCGACCAUUUCAGCGGGAGGUAUUGGACAACGCUUCGCGAAAAUCAAGUUGAAGAGCCAGAGAGGCAACGGAUUUAACUUUACAGUGACGAUCUAUGGAAGAUACUAGGCAGUCAUGUGACCCUGGUACUAGUGAAAGUAUUUUGUGCCAUUAGAGAAAUUAGGUUUUUAAUUUAAUUUAUUUGUUGUUAAAUUAUCAUCGUGUAUAAGUAUUAAAAAGUGAGAUUUGUA